Hermetia illucens (black soldier fly) is the source of this 1166-nucleotide messenger RNA. RefSeq lists its product as uncharacterized. Lineage: Eukaryota; Metazoa; Arthropoda; Insecta; Diptera; Stratiomyidae. The record is from RefSeq and is a predicted model, not a curated record. The coding region runs from base 169 to 888 and encodes 239 amino acids. The transcript has 6 exons.
AUGUGAUAGGUGUCAUCUUGACACUAAGAGAAUAUACCAAUUUGGCAUACAAUUUUGUACUAAGAUUCUUACGCAAUAUUUCUCAAAAAUUAUCGUACGACAAACAUGUUUCCGAUAAUCUCAUUUUAUUUCUCUUAAUUUUAGGUUUUCCAAUGUUCCUAUUUCAAAAUGGAAGAGCCGUUUGGGAAUCGGAGGAAGUUCAUUGCAAAAGCUUCCCUGAUGGCCUUAGCUUUACUCUUGUUAACGAGUCUGCAGUUACUCCCGGUUAUGCUCAUGCCUCAACUCUGUAAAUUGUUUCAUGAUAAUGUGCUGCUAAUAUUCAUCCCCAUAAUUAUAUAUGUUAUGAUUAUGGUCCUCGUGUCAUUUUUUCCCGAAAUUCAACAUACAAAACCUUACAAUAUAAUUAUAUUGGUGUUUGUUGUAGGAUCUUUGAGUGUAGUCCUGCAAAUACUGACGGCGUAUUAUGGAGAGUUUUUCUUUCUAAUAGCAGUGGCCGUUGCAAUAUUCAUAUAUGGAUCCAUAUCCUCAAUCUCAAGCUGUUUUGAGGCAAAUUGGAGAUGCCUGAAAGUCUCUUUAACUAUUUUAACUUUCGCAACAGGCAUCUACUUGGGGGUUGCAGUUGCUAUAUCAUACUUCGUCUCUCUCAAAAUAAUCGUGGUAUCCACCGCUGCUGUAUGCCUCCUAACAUUUUCAGCUUAUUUCUUCUAUCAAUGCCAAAACAUAAUAUACAGAUCAUAUAAUGAGAUAACAAGCAAUGAAUAUAUAUUCGCCACAACCAUUUUAUAUGCAGAUCUUAUGGCAUUUACGUUUCUCUUCAUGAACGUAUUAAGUUUGGCAAAAAUACCUAGGCCUCCGGGGCACAAUUCCAUAGCUGGAUACUGGAUCUAAUCAAGCGAUAAGGUCACAUUGAAACUGAAACACCACCUCGUCCUGGUGCUAAAUAAAACCUCCUAAUAUGCAUGCCGUCAUCGAAGAAAAAAAUGUAACCGCAAUUCACUGUUCAAUAAUAACUUCACAUUGUUGAUGGAGGAUUUUAGGGUCACAAGCGUGUAUCGAAGACUACCAAGAAAGCAGGCACUUCAAAUAAGGGCUAAUGGUGACCAGCGCCUCGCUCGCUUCACUGUUUGUAUAAACUUGACAAAACUGAACUGUAUUAUUAAAUUUAA